AUGGAAGAAUCAUUAGCAUCAUUACCUCCAACAAGACCAGCACUGCAAGAACACACGAAAUGGGUUUACUACCAAAUUCAAGAAUGGUUGGGAAACCAGUUGGAACCUGAAAAUUGGGGGUGGAAGAAAUGUGGAUUCAUCACUGGAAACAUAAUACUCCCAGCUAAUAUGUCUCCAGUGAUGAAUCCAGCGCCGCCAGCUCCAGAAGAACUUUUAAAAUCAAUUCAUUGUAGUUGUCAGAAGUGCGACACAAACCGAUGCACUUGUAGAAAGAGCGGCAUUAGGUAUAGUGAAUUAUGUAAAAACUGUGAAGGAGAAAUAUGUGACAACCGAUCAUUAAAAGAAGUACAAAAUUUAUCAGCAGAUGACGAUGGGGAUGAAGGAGAAAAUAAAGUGGAAGACUCACAAUUAGAUGAACAUCAGUCAGAACAUGAAGAAGAGGAAGAAGAAUUAUUCGACGAAGUGGCUGUCGAAAAUCCUAUGAAAUUUGAUGAAAUGGAGUUGCAUUUAGAUUUGCCCAAACAUGUCGGAUUCAGAGGAUGA
Molecule: messenger RNA, 543 nt
Organism: Arctia plantaginis
Lineage: Eukaryota; Metazoa; Arthropoda; Insecta; Lepidoptera; Erebidae
Source: the annotation of a GenBank genome assembly